This is a messenger RNA of Scylla paramamosain (green mud crab), 2175 nucleotides long. RefSeq names its product bone morphogenetic protein 7-like. Gene Ontology annotation, molecular function: cytokine activity; growth factor activity. NCBI's taxonomy places the organism in Eukaryota, Metazoa, Arthropoda, Malacostraca, Decapoda, Portunidae. Bases 669 to 1793 code for a protein of 374 amino acids. The transcript has 5 exons. The record is from RefSeq and is a predicted model, not a curated record. Gene Ontology annotation, cellular component: extracellular region.
AGUAUGUUGUUAGACCCUUACAUUGCUUCACUCUGAGUGACAAACGGGUGGCCGCUCUCGGCCUUAUAAGUCGAGGUGGUAUUGUGCCCUGGCGCUGGCGGCUCCAGGGCGCCAGGAUGACUCACUCCCGGAGUCCUGCAGGAACAACCCAUUGCUAUCCGAAGCGGGACCCGAGGAAAGUGAAGGAAAGUGAUGAUUGAUCCUCUGCCUCCUUAAGUGUGGCUAUGGCCGGAGAUCACUCACUUGUGUUGAGUGCCACAUCAGGGUGAAGAGCAAACAUACAUCACAGAGGAGAGAGAUGGCGACCUAGAGAGGGUCGUCAGGUUUUGCUGUGACAAACGACCUUCGCGGGUGCCGCCACGUUUGGUAGUGAGCCUUGGCGCCAUUCGGCCUAUCUAGUGGCGAGCGGGACGCAGGUGAUUCGGGAUUCCCAGGCCAGGACUUGGCUGCAGCAUCCCCCUAGGUUGCGGGUCCUGGGUCCGGGGAGGCUGGCGGCCAUAAGUGGCACCACCGAUGGGUCGCGGCGUCAGACGGCCCCGCCCCCAAGGUUUAAGUCACGGCCCCCGCGUCUUCACCUUGCGUAAAUAGCCGGUGACAGCGAGGAGGUGUGCAUACUUGCUUCAUCUGCCGCCACGGGCACAUUCAGGUGCUUCAGCUUCGUCAGGAUCAUGGAAAGGAGGAUGGCAGUGCUGGCGAAUUUGAUGGUGGUGGUGAUGGCCGCCGUGGGAGUCACGUCCCUCCCGCCCUUGUCACUGCCCUCCUCACCAACGCUGGCACAAGACUCUGAAGUGUCACCGUCACAACUUCUGAAGGCGUUUGGUCUGUCGGAGCCCGGUGUGCGUCGCUGGCACUCAGAGCCGCCCCAGUACAUGCUGGAUCUCUACAACGAAGUGGCAGAUGCCAACGGACUGACGCGGCUUCCUGGCCCUUACGGCGCCACCAUCGUCAGGUCUUUCUCAGAAAAAGAUGAAGGAAAAGAAGAAAUCUUUUCCUUCUCUCUCCCCGACUUGAAGGACGAUGAAGAAGUGCUGGAGGUGGAGUUCCACGUCUAUCAUUCGCGCUUACCGAGGGAGCAACGACACCUCCUGGAGCACAACACAUACAUGCUGGAGGUGCGGUGGCUGGGGUCAGAAGAGCACCUGAUGGUGGGACGGCAACACAUCGCGGCGCACAGCAGCGGAUGGCGGGUGUUCAAGCUAGGGAGCGGCGUAGUGGCGGGUCAGGGAAGCGCGGUGCAGAAUGUCAGCCAUGUCAACUUGCAGGUAACGGCUGUGACAUCGGAAGGCCGCCCUCUGUCUCUUGUGUUCCAUCAUGAACCCCGCGGCGCCAGGCGGCCUCUGUUGGUUCUCUUCAACACCCUCGCCGCUAAUGCUACCGCCGAUCCACCACCACUGCCCGCAGGGAAGCAGCAGCACCGCCCCCCGAAUGGUGGUGGCCGCCGUGUGCCUCGCUCUGUGGACGUCAACGCCCUGCCGCGCGGCUGUCAGCGGCGGGACAUGCACGUGAACUUCGAGGCGAUUGGCUGGUCGUCCUGGAUCCUUUACCCGCAAGUGUACAAUGCCUAUCAGUGCCAAGGCCAGUGUGCCUUCCCAUUAAUACAGAGCGUCAACCCCACCAACCACGCCACUGUGCAGAGCUUUAUCCACCACGUGGGCAAGGCGCCCGGCGUGCAGACCCCCUGCUGUGUCCCCUCGCUCUACGGCAACCUGACGCUUCUCUUCUACGACUCUGAAGAGAACGUGGUGCUGAAGCAAUAUGACCAGAUGGUGGCCUUGCAGUGCGGGUGUCACUAGAUUCCUCUGCCGCCUCACUCCCACAGACCAAUUACACUGCAGAUUAAUUAUAACACAUACAUUACACCAUGAAAUUACGGAAUGACAAAGACAGCAGUCAUAAAUAGAAAAUUAAUUAUGAACAUGUAUAAUUACCAUAUUAGUAGAAUAAUUAAACAACAUUACCAUGUAGACAACAUUUACUGCAAGACGAUAACUUGAGGUAUAUGUACUGGCGCCGCAAACACAGAACAUAGGUGCACACUGCACGGCUCCCUGGCUCAGCGGGACCGCCGCGCCGCCACGCCCGCGCUGGCCGGCGCUAAUAAUCCUCUCAUGGGAUUCUUUCUCUAUGACUUUCUCGCAAAUUGUAUGAAAAUAUCUACAUAGUACAAAACAUAUA